UAAACAUUAAACAGGAAGAAGAGGAUCACAAAAACAAGUGAAAACGCGAAUUCUGCUGUUCGCUCCACUUCGCUCCACUUCGCUCUAAAAUGGCGAGCACCAUCAGCACUCAGCGGGGACAGGUGUACAUCGGAGAGCUUCCGUCUGACUUCCUGAGGAUCACUCCGACUGUCCAGCAGCAGCAGGUACAGAUGGACGCUCACGCGGCGCAGCAGCUGCAGUACGGAGGCAGCUUCAACUCCAUGGGCCGGAUCAGCAUCACAGUAGUGCAGGCGAAGUUGGCUAAGAACUACGGCAUGACGCGCAUGGACCCGUACUGCAGAAUUCGGCUGGGCUACACCGUGUACGAAACACCAACAGCGCACAACGGCGCCAAAAACCCACGCUGGAACAAAGUGAUCCAGUGCCCUCUGCCUCCCGCUGUCGACUCCUUCUACCUGGAAAUCUUUGACGAGCGGGCGUUUUCUAUGGAUGAUCGCAUCGCCUGGACUUACGUGACUAUCCCCGAAAAUUUGAGAGAAGGCGCCAUCGUUGACGAGUGGUACAGCCUGAGCGGAAGACAAGGAGACGAUAAAGAAGGCAUGAUUAACCUCGUCAUGUCCUACUCUGCGGUCCCUGCAGGUAUGAUCAUGCCGUCCCAGCCCGUGGUCCUGAUGCCCACCGUAUACCAGCAGGGUGUCGGCUAUGUGCCCAUCGCAGGUGUGCCAGGUGUCUAUAACCAGGGUGUGAUGCCCAUGGGGAUGCCCGUCACUGCCCCCCACAGAACCCCGUACAGUGAGGAGGACCUGCGGGCCCUGAGCGACAUGUUCCCCAACCUGGAUAAGGAAGUGAUCAGGAGUGUGAUGGAGGUGCAGGAGGGGAACAAGGAUGUAGCCAUUAACUCACUCUUGCAGAUGGCUGAGGAGGUCUGAUUGUGCGCCAGGCACUCAGUGGGAACACACAAAGGCCACUAAAACCCGUCACCAUCAGCAUUAUCUUCAUGAAGUCCAAAAAAUACUUGCAUCUCCAUCCCUGGAUUUUACAUUAAAAUAUCAGCAUUGCUUUUCUUUUUGUAUUUAGUUUUUUUCCUGAAGAUCAUCCUGGUUUGGUUCCAUUCUACAUUUUCUUGGUUUGCUUAAUUGUUCAGUAUUUGUAUCUUGUCUAGCUUUAGCCUUGUCUCCACUCAGAGGUAUAUAAAUAAAGUUAUAAUAAAUAUAUAAAUAUUUAAUUGGUUGUAAUAUACUGCAUUUUUAAGAUAAUUAAAUAUAUUUAAUGAUAA
Molecule: messenger RNA, 1258 nt
Organism: Clarias gariepinus (North African catfish)
Lineage: Eukaryota; Metazoa; Chordata; Actinopteri; Siluriformes; Clariidae
Gene: tollip
Product: toll interacting protein
Exons: 6
Coding region: 90-911 (273 amino acids)
Biological process (GO): ubiquitin-dependent protein catabolic process
Cellular component (GO): cytoplasm
Molecular function (GO): ubiquitin binding; ubiquitin conjugating enzyme binding
Source: RefSeq, a predicted model, not a curated record